CUUAGCUCUUAACCACUGUGCCAAAACUCAUAGCAACCCUGUAAAACAGAGUAGAGCUGCCCCUAUAGAGUUUCCAAGGAGCACCUGGAAACUGUUCAGCAGCUGCAGGUCUGAACCACUAUGCAACCAGGGUUUCCCUGAUAUAGUCAUAGAUAUAUCAAUACAAGACAUUCACUGUAGCAUUGUAGCAGCAGAAAAUUGGGAAUAUUAUAAAUCUCCUUAUACUGACCUGGAAUGUUGUCAAUGAUAAAUCAUUGAUUAAAAUUCAAUGUACAGUGCAUUUGCAUACAUGAUGCCAGCAAUGUUUAUAUAAAUUUAUAUUAUUAAAAUGCAUUUAUAAAUAUGCAAAUUCAAUAUUUCUAAAUAAAAAUGCAAAUCUGGAAGGAUAAAUGACUUUUAGCUAAUUACACAGCUAAAAAGCGUUCCAGAAGUCGAAAUUAGAACCUGAUGUACAUAACUCUAAGACCUUAGCUUUCUGUUCUGCCCUGAACCAUGUCUCUUAUCCCUCCUUCUGGGUCUUUGCACAUGCUGUCCCCCUGCUGGGAAUAGCCUUUGUCUAGCUUUAAAACUUCAAUAAUUUACUUUUCUUUCAUUUCUUCAGUUAUCACUUAUUUCUUUGUCAUUAUUUUAAAUUUACUAGGUCUGCCCUUAUUUAAGGAAACAAGCCACAUCUGAUGCUUUUUAUUGUUCAAAUUUGCAGCAUCCUCUGAGUUUUUAAAAUACUUGUUGUCUGCUUAAAUAAUUAGGGAAUAAGAGGGAAGUGGACUGACAAAGAAAAAGAAAAAUGUUAACUAAGAUUGUCCCUUUCUUCAUUUGAGCGGUCUUUCGAAAAUGUUCUUCAGUGAACCAUUGUGGAAAGAGAAAAGAAAUAUCACAAAAGUAGCUGAGGGUUGUGAUUCAGAGCUGAAUUGGAAAUUUGGGGUAUGGUUUGAUCCUUGAUUAUGGCUGAAGCAAGUCUAGAAAUACAAAUGUUUACCGACUAAAGCUGAUAGCUGUCAUCAUUGAGUCUGACUGACAGAGAAAUAAUAGCCAGUCCCUGAUAUCAAAUCCACUCUCAAGCCUGGAGAAAGGGCUAAUACUAGUAUUCUCUAUUCAGUUCAGAGUUCACUGCCGUUUCCUUUUGUUCUAUAAAAUAUCAUUAAUUGUAUUGGUGCCCACUUCAUCUUUAGUAAUCUAUUAAGAACCUUGAGAAAUGUGAAGUCCCAGGUGAUACAGUUUAUGGCCUCGGCUGCAAACCAAAAGGUUAGAGGUUUGAAUCCACCCAGAGAUACCUCGAAAGAAAGGCCUGGCAAUCUAUUUCUGAAAAAUCAGCCAUAGAAAACCCUAUUGCUCACAGUUCUACUCUGACAUUCAUGGGGUCACCAUGAGUCAGAAUCUACUCCAUGGCAUCUGGUCUAGACUUUGGUUGGCAAGUAACUGUCACUAUGUUGAGAGCAUUAUGAAUUUCCCCUGAGAUUCAUUCUGUCAGAGAUAUGUGAGAAAUAAAGCUGUCCAGCUUCCACUAGAAUCCACAGGUAUCUUUUAAAAAUGUAAGCCUGAUUUAUAAUUCAGGCUAUUUACAAUUAAGAAAUUAUAAUACUCUUUUGUUUUAUACUCUCCCUUGGUUUCCCAUUGCCCUCAGAAAUUCCUUGCCUUGUCCUAAAAUUCUCUGGUUUACCUGGUUACUGCCUCUACCUCUCCAAACACACAUUGAGCCAAAUGAAUGACGCCAAAUAGUCACUAACUAUAAACACUAUGUUGCUUUUUUAGAUUUUCCGACUCUCAGCCAGCGCUCAUAUCAGUACCUGGUAAAUGCGAAACCAAAACAAUGUGACUGAAUUCAUUCUUUUGGGUCUUACGAAAAACCCAGAGCUGAGGAAAAUAUUUUCUGCUGUGUUUCUAAUCAUGUAUGUUGUCACCAUGUUGGGAAACCUACUCAUUGUGGUAACUAUGACUGCAAGUCAGAGUCUGAGGUCACCUAUGUAUUUUUUCCUUACUUCCUUGUCCCUCAUGGAUGCCAUCUUUUCUUCUGUCGUCGCCCCCAAGAUGAUUGUGGAUUCCCUCUCUGAGAGCACUACCAUCUCCCUCAAAGGCUGUAUGACCCAGCUCUUUGCAGAACAUUUCUUUGGUGGAGUGUCAAUCAUCCUUCUCAUUGUGAUGGCCUAUGACCACUAUGUGGCCAUCUGUAAGCCCCUGCACUACAGGACCAUCAUGAGUUCUCGGAUGUGCUGCCUGCUGCUGGGAGGGGCCUGGGUGGGAGGAUUUUUGCAUGCAAUGAUACAGCUUCUCUUCAUGUACCAAAAACCUUUCUGUGGUCCCAAUGUCAUUGAUCACUUUAUGUGUGACUUGUUUCAGUUGCUGACACUGGCCUGCAUGGACACCUGCGUCCUGGGCCUCUUGGUCAUCCUCAAUAGUGGGGUGAUGUGCGUGACCAUCUUUCUUAUCCUCAUUGUCUCCUACAUGAUCAUCCUCUGCUCUUUGAAGUCUUAUAGCUCUGAAGGAUGGCGCAAAGCCCUGUCUACCUGUGGCUCCCACCUCACAGUGAUUGUCUUGUUCUUUGUGCCAUUUGUUUUCUUGUACGUAACACCUGUGGCCACUUAUCCCAUAGACAAGGCAAUGGCUAUGUCGGAGUCUAUCAUCACACCCAUGUUAAAUUCCUUGAUCUACAUCCUGAGAAGCACAGAGGUGAAAAAUACCAUGAAGAAACUUUGGAUGCAAUGAGAGACUUUAGAUGGCAAGUAACUGUCAUCAUGCUGAAAACAUUAUGAGUUUCUCCUAAAGAGAAGUCAUUCUUUCCAAGAUGUGUGAGAAAUAAAACAGCCCAAGUUCCAGAAGAAUCCAGAGGGAUCUUUUAGAAAUACAAGUCUGAUUUAUUGUUUAGGAUAUUUACAACAUAGAAAUUAUGAUACUGAUUUUCAAGGUUUCUUUUCUUCCUCCUAAUCUCAUCCUUGUGGUGGUUACCCUUUCCCCUUUAGCCUUCCCCAGGUCAGUCCUUUUACCUCACUACUGGAACUCCAUUAUCAGAUCUAAGAGCUAUAAUUCAUUUUGUAGUUUUUCCUGUUUACAGGUAAAGUUUAACUAUACAAACUUUUGUCCAUAAAAUGUACCUUUCACAUGUGUGCACACAAGUUAUUUCUCAAAUUCGAGUACUGUGUAAGCCCUUCCUAAGGAGAAAUCAGUUCUUUUGAAUUUCGGCAAUGAUACGAAUCAUGAUUUCACAUUUCUAAUGUAACGAGGUGUUAAGAUUGAAAUUUUGGCUACACAUGAUAAGUGAAAUUACAAAGUGCGUUCCAGAUCACACCAUACCUGCUACUACAGUGAAGGCAGUGAAUGAUGAAGAUAAGAACCCUCACAACUAAGUAAAGAAUAUGAAACCUGGUCAGUAUAAACUGGAAGAGUGGUUUGUGAGAACAGCUUUGGAUGUAGAGAAUUCCCCUGCCCCACCAUGGGAGUAGAGGUAUGCCUGCCUCUCAUGUCGGUACUCGUUUCUCUGAUGUUUCUGUGGAAGGACAUGUUUGGAGUUACCUACUCUGCCAUUUGGCUGACAUCACCUCCUACUUUAAUUUUUAAUUGUCUGUCAACCAGAGGUCAUAGUACCUUAAAAUUCCAGUCAAGUACCUUAAAAUUUGUUUGUAUUUGUGAGUGUGUGUGCAUUUACACAUACAUGUGUACGUGCAUGCUGAAAGGGCACUUCUAGAGAGUGCUAUUCUGACAGACUAGCAUAUGAUCCUCCACAUUGGUGGCUGCAGGGACUGAGAUCAGAAAAAUAUAGGCAGAAAGAGAGACUUAGUGGUAUCAGCACAGGAUUGCCCAGUAGGGCAGGCUCAGCUACAGGUGUCCAAUGUAUCAUCUUCAAGGAGCAUCCUAUCAAAUGCUCAUACUGGCAAAAUGACAAUCUGAAUUCUGCAACUUUCCAGUCUCCUACAGAUUGGCUCAUGUUGACCAAAUUCAUAUGGUACUAGAAAAAGAUUUGUAAAAGGAAUUUGGUGGACACACAUGCACACGAUUAUCCUGUGAUUAGUCAGCACAUUUCUUUCUGGAGAAAAAUGUCUACAAGAAGUUAAAUUACCAAGUGAAAAUGGUCAGGUGUUGAUAGAAUCCAAGUAAGGCUCAUUAUAGGUUGUUUACAAUGGUUAUGAGCUUUAAGUACUCAUAGUCUAAUGCAGUCCUCUCAGAAUAUUAAAUGUGUAUAUAAUGGACCAAUAACAUGUUGAUAUACAUUGACUGCUU
Molecule: messenger RNA, 4209 nt
Organism: Loxodonta africana (African savanna elephant)
Lineage: Eukaryota; Metazoa; Chordata; Mammalia; Proboscidea; Elephantidae
Product: olfactory receptor 4C6-like
Exons: 1
Coding region: 1792-2700 (302 amino acids)
Biological process (GO): G protein-coupled receptor signaling pathway
Cellular component (GO): plasma membrane
Molecular function (GO): olfactory receptor activity; G protein-coupled receptor activity
Source: RefSeq, a predicted model, not a curated record